CAAAAUACCAAAAUACCAUUCAAUCCAUCCAAUCCAAUCCACCCAAAAGAAGAUGAUCAACCAAUUGCCACCUGAUCUCAUUCGUUUGAUUUGCAAUCAGAUCUUAUUACUUGCAUUACCAUCUCAACCUAUCUUACUUUUAGACCCUUAUAUCAAAUUCACUAUCAUCCAUCAUCAAGCUCAUCCGAAUCAUCAAUUAACUUUAUUGGAACCUAGUCCAAUCAUUCAAGCUCAAUCCUUACUCAAAUCAUUAUCUUUGGUCAACAAGGCUUGGAAUUUAGAAGCUAGAAGAGUUCUUUGGUCACUCGGAAUUCGUUUCGGUUUACCUAAUUCAUUUGAAACUGUGGUCAAGUUGGUAGAUCCCAUUGGUACUUUCUUCGAUGGUGGAGUAGAACCAAGUUGGAUUUCGUCUCCUUCUGCCAGUCGACAUCCUAGUCCUCAUCGUACAAGGCAAGAUAACUCGAUCCAACAUCUUACUACCCGACCCGACCUCAAUCUUAACUUCCCUCUGACCCCAGAUCAACAUCAUCAACCUCAGGCUCAACCACCCAUCAGAUCAGGUCGUCGUUCAAUCAGUCUCAAACGUGAAGCUGGUGCUUAUGUACUCGAAGCACGGAUUUUAACUUAUGAGGAUGAUUGUUUCCCUCCUUCGCCUCUAUCGGAGAUCAAUCCUAAUCAAUUACCAUCGAAUCUGAUCAAUAACAAUGGACGAGAAGGUCGAAGUUUAUCCAAACGACAACAUCAUACACACCUCGAACGUAGCAUUAGUCCACUCAGAGGUCGAAUCUUAAUCCAAUCAUUAUCUCAAGCCUUUCAUCGUGCUUCUAUUGAUUUAUCACCAAGCUAUCUUUCUUCGAAAUCAUUCUCUCUUUCGUCUCCUAUUGAAAACGAAAAUGAUGAUGAAGAAUUCAUCUUUGAUCAUCAACUUGAUGAUCUCUUCAAUCCUGCUCCUUAUAUUUCUUCCAUCUCUUUUUCUAAAUUCAGAUCUCAUGGAAUGAGAAGAAGUAUAGGAGAAGGUCAUCAGAUUCGUUUUGUGACACCUGAACGACUGCUCAGGUUGAUCAAGUCCACUAGAUCUCGUUAUACCAGUUUAUCUGAUUCGGAUUCAGAAACUCAUUCAGAUGAAUCAUCUAGUUCAUCCACCAUGAUCCGUAAAGGUCAUCUAAAUGCCGUUGGUUUUAGUGAAUAUAUGGACAGCGCGAUUUCUAAACCAGUUUUGGACGAAAUCCUUUUGCGAGGUGGUGUGGAAGUGGAAUACGAGAUAACAGAUGACGAAGAUCUUGUUACAUUGCUUUCAGAAGGAGUCAACGGAAGAGGUCGAGAUCGAGUUCAAAAAGAACUUCACCCCAUCUCACGACAUGCAACUCCUCAUCACACCUUACCUGCUCCAGUCCAAGAGUCAUCCCAAGGUUAUGCUCAUAUCCCAAGUUUAACUACCACGGCUUCAAUCUCGAAUCAAACUCUUCAUAAUCGUCCUACGCGAAUCGAAAGACGAAUGGAAUCUAACUUGAUCAACGAAACUCCUAUUCAAGCCAUUGACUUUUGUGGUUGUAUUUCCUCAAAGUUUCGAUCUGCACUUACUGACUUUAUUCAAGAUCAUGCACUCUGUAAUCCUUAUGACCAGCAGACUGGUCUUCCGCAAAUCCAUCCUCAUCCCUCUAUUACUUCACUUCGAUCUACUACUUUCCCUUGGUUGACCCGAUUAGGAUUGAGUCAUGUGUCUAUUCUUGCAGACCAUGACUUGGCUGAUCUCUUAAGUGGAUUUCCUUACUUGGUCGAUCUUGAUUUAAGUUAUACCCGUACUGGACCCAUCGUGUUACAUACCUUACAAUUGAUCAAGAAACCUCGGGAUCAAAGUCAUAUCACUGGAUCGGAUUCGGUUGUCUCUAAAAAGCUUCCAAGCUUUCGUAGCCUAAACUUGGCCAAGUGUACUGGUUUAACAGAGAAAAGUUUGAUGGGAUUCCUUUGCGGGUACAGUGAAGAUGAAGAGAUUUGGGAAGACCCUCAGGCUUCAAUUGGAGGAUUAGAAGAACUAUCAUUAUACGGUGAUCAAACUUUACCCACCCCAAUCUCUACUGAUUCACUUGACCGAUUCUUUUCAACUUGUCCUUGUUUUCAUUCAGGAAGAUUAAUCACAUUAGAUUUAUCUUCUAUAAAACUAAACGAACUCGAACUAGAAAAAAUACCAAAACAACCUAAUCUCUUACAAUUCGGAUUAUCAAAUUGUUCAAACCUUUCACUUUUAAGUCUACAAAGUUUAUUGAAAGAAAAGAUGAGAAUGUUAGAAGUCUUGAAUCUUUCGUUGAGUUGUGGUCAUGCAAGAGGUAGAUUAAAUCGAUCGAAUCCUUCGAUCCUUUCACCUGGUUUAUUACAUCAAGAUUUGAUUAAUCCUUUAAGUCAAGUUGAUAGUAAUGGUCAAAGAAUUAGUAAUUUGAGAGUGAUUGAAUUGGAUCAGUUUACUUUGGAAGCACUUGCUGCUGGUGCUCAAGGUUGGAGAGUGGUCAUUGGAAAAGGUCAGCGUGGAUGGUAUGUAGAUACGUUGGUUUCAGUCAAUGUUUAUGGGAAUGAUCCAAGUAUGGAACCAUAUCGAAUGAAAGAAUGUACCUUACCUUUUACACGUGUUUUAAAACGUCAUGAAGAAUCUGAACUUUCGAAUCAUCUUGAUCAUCAUAAGAAAACUUUAAACUUGGCUGAAAGUUUGAAUAGGUUGACUAACUCUGAUAAAGUGAUUAGACAUGAUGAAGCAGGUUGGAUGAGUCGGAAACUUGAAAUUUUAGAAGGUAGUGGAUUUCUUGGUAGACAAGAUGGUCUUUAUGGAUUUCAUGCAUUUCAUAAUUAGAAAACCAAUCAAUCAUUCUACCCUUUUUCUUCCAACUUCAACCAACUUAUGAUUGUAUUUUUUUUCUUUCAUUUUUUUUUGGUAAAUUGGGUUUGAUCAUUGGGGUUUUCUUUUGUUGAAGAAAUUCGUACAAUUUUUUUUGAAAAAUGAUUGGUUUUGUUCUCUUUGGUUUCAUUCGUUCUUUCAUUCGUUCUUUGCUAUUAGUAUCAUUCAUGAUUUUCCCUAACCUUUUUUUCUGUAAUUUUCUUUUUGGUUGGGGUUUCUUUGUAUUUUGUAAUUUGUAAGUUUUUAAGAUAAGUGCAUGUAAAAUAUACUUUUUAAUUGUAAAAUGAAAAAUCAAUUUAUUAUUCAUAUAAACAAUAACUUU
Messenger RNA from Melampsora larici-populina 98AG31, 3206 nucleotides. RefSeq lists its product as uncharacterized. The transcript is spliced from 5 exons. Bases 53 to 2839 code for a protein of 928 amino acids. Lineage: Eukaryota; Fungi; Basidiomycota; Pucciniomycetes; Pucciniales; Melampsoraceae. The record is from RefSeq and is a predicted model, not a curated record.